Molecule: messenger RNA, 1474 nt
Organism: Camellia sinensis
Lineage: Eukaryota; Viridiplantae; Streptophyta; Magnoliopsida; Ericales; Theaceae
Product: alpha/beta-Hydrolases superfamily protein
Biological process (GO): lipid storage
Cellular component (GO): lipid droplet
Molecular function (GO): lipase activity
Source: RefSeq, a predicted model, not a curated record
UGACGCACCAAAUUUGCCCAACCAAUAUGAAUGCUGGACGACGAGCACUAUGCUUAUUAACCGUCUUUCUCUCACUCGCUCCUCAUACCUCUGUUUCCACUCUCCUCCGUUUCCAGGUCAAGUUAUAUAGGUCAAGGUAUAUAUCGAAGUGUACAAGUAAAGUCAUGGGUCUUGACAAUUUUCCUUUAAUUUCCCAAAAAACGCAUGCCAAUUUUCGGUUGUGCAAUGUCUCCAGUUAUACUACAAAUUUGCUAGAAAUUCGUGCGGAAGAUCCUUCAUUGCAUGUCUUGUUCAUCCCUGGAAAUCCAGGGGUAAUUUCAUUUUACACUGAUUUUCUGGAAAAUUUGUAUGAGCUACUUGGAGGAACUGCAUCUAUAACAGCUGUUGGUCACAUAUCCCAGACAGAAAAGAACUGGGAGCACGGAAGGUUGUUCUCAUUGGAAGAACAAAUUGAUCAUAAGAUAGACUUCAUCAAACAUGAAUUACAAAACAGUGAAGUCCCUAUAAUACUGGUUGGGCACUCUAUUGGUUCAUAUAUAUCAAUUGAAAUGUUUAGGCGAUCUCCAGAAAAGGUGAUUUAUUGCAUUGGGCUAUAUCCCUUUUUGGCUGUAAACACAGAAUCUUCAAAACAGGCUACAAUUAAGAGGCUUGCAACGUCCCCAAUUUUGUCUGCUGCAGUCAGUUCUGUGGUAGGAUUGUUGGGGUUGCUACCAACCAGGGCUUCCAGGUUUCUUGUGACAAAAUCUGUUGGAAAAUCUUGGUCUACCACUGCUGUUGAUGCUCUAUGCACUCAUGUGCUGCAGUACCAUGUGAUACGUAAUGUACUCUUCUUGGCAAUGACAGAGUUCAAAAAGCUUUCAGAAACACCAGAUUGGACAUUCAUGAGAGGAAAGCAAAGCCGGAUAGCAUUUUUGUUUGGCGUUGGUGAUCAUUGGGGUCCAUUGCAAAUGUUUGAUGAGAUCUCCAAGAAUGUUCCCGAUGUUGCUCUUGCAAUUGAACGCGAGGGCCUUUCUCAUGCCUUCUCUUGCACUAAAGCUGGCUCGUUAUGGGUUGCUCAGCACGUAGCAAGCUUAAUCAAAAACUGGAAAACCAGUUCAAGCUAGUAAGAUUGAACUCAAGCCAAUCUUUGCAUUUUCCUCUGCAAAUCUAAGAUCCAAAACGUCCUAAAAGUGUGCAUAAUGUGGAUGUCUCUGGUUGCAACAUGAUGUGCUCUAAAUUACACCGCGAAAUUAUGAUCCAAGUCACCCAAUCACCUCAGACGGUGAGUUAUGACAGACUUAUUAAAGGUUUUUUUUUUUUUUUCAAUGACGGUCACAUUUCCAAAUUCUAUGAUAGGAGAAGUUACAACAAUGUUACACAGCGUUUAAAAAAAAUUAUUCGAAAAUUUAUUAUUAUUAUUUUUUUAAUUUGGACCAGAUUUAUUAUGAGUGUGAUUUACCUUAAAUUAAAUUUAAUUUACACUUCAAUUUUUAUU